UCUAUGUUUAAUUAUUUUAAUGUCGGGAAAUUGCCUGACAACAUUCAACAACAGUAGAGUCUACGGCUGCAGCAUGACGUUGUUGUUGUUUUUUUUCGCGCUCAUGCACACUCCUACCUUGGCAAGUCAUUUGAAUAUUUCAGUUUCAGAUUAAGUUCAGCAAAACUCUCUCUUCAAAUACACCAGGGCAUAAAAAUGCUUUUGAUAGUUACAGUCUUCAUCCCCAAAGUGAGGUCGUGAACGAAUAUGGGGUUAUCUUCCAAGCGCUGUCCGUGGUACUGAAGAUUCAGGAUUUUUCAUUUAGUGUGUUUGAUGGUAUCUGUACUAUGAUUCUACUGGACUCUGGUCAUUUGGGCAAUUUCUGCUUCACACCCUCCCGGUUAAACGUGUCUCGUAAAAACUCCAGGUGUGCCAAACAGAAAAAAACAUAGCAAUAUCAUAGAUAGAAGCAGGUAGGCUACUGGACAUGCUUUGGGUUUGGAUGAGUUGCCAAAACCAUUCUAUUUCUAAACACCUGCUCAGUGGCCGAAGUUAAACGACAUUAAAUUGUCACAUCCGUGCUUGGCAGUGAGCCUAAUACAAGACAAAUUCUGGCAUAUUGUUCGAAUGUAUUUACCAUGUUUGAUGUGUCUUUGAUUUUAGAUUUGCAUGAUAUAGCAAUGCUAUUAUAACACACAUUUAGCCUACAACGGAAUCUAGUAAACUGUAUCCUUAAGUUAAUAUUGCUUUCCAAUACUUGUUUGUUUGUUUGUUUAAAUUAUUUGGAUAUGUUUGGAUAUACAUUUGUUUUAGAUAUUGUUUGAGAUGCUUACAAAUUGAGUGUUCCACCAAAUCAAUUUUUAACCUUCGCACACUGAUGCGAUUUUGUAAGGUUACGAUCCAAAAAAAAACAUUUUCAGAAUCAAAUAAUUUUAAGAAUCAAAAACAAAACAAGAUAGCUUUGAUUUUGCUUUCGCCCAUAUUGUAAAACAUCGAAAACAAAACAUCCAGUUGGCAAACCAUAUAAUAAUCUAAUAGCAUAGGUAGCCUAAUCGCUACCUGAUGUUGCAAGAUCAUUGUGUAAUACACCUAUUCAUCAAUCAAAAUAGUCAGAUAAUAUUUGAAAUAAUUCGCAAAUUCUCUAUAUUAGGCUAUUUUGCACAGCGCAAAAAUGCUACUCGAUAGAUAUCACAUAGUCUAUUAUAUUUGCUAUUACGCUGCUUAUUUGCUAUUAAGCUGCUGCAGGUCGAUAGCACAGGGUGCUCCUUUUUAUAUGUGAAUGUAAUCUGAAAUGCAACAAUACAAAACUGAAUCUGAAUCCGAGGUGUCAUGACAUUUUACUUGUCUAGUCUCCCGGAUUUGGUAACAUUAUAUUUCACCCCUGGAUAAACGUGAAGACUAGGCCUAGCACCUAUUUAGUUUGGCACAUUUUUCUAAAUUGUCAUUGGAAAUGUUACAGAGCCAGUCUGACACAACACCUUAAAAUCACAUAAUUCCAGCGUUAAAAAUGAGCAUUGUGUCCUCCUGGUGGCAAUGGUAAGAAAUUGAAAUGUCUCUGUAUGCAGAUAACACUUAUGUAUUAAUUGGUGAGACCGAUAAGCGAGUCCGACGUUUUCGAAUGAAACGAGUUUUUUGCCACGUGCAAAUACUUUAAAUAAAGUAUGACUAUGAAAUAAAUUGGGCUGCAUGCUAGGCUAUUUAUUGUAGAUGUAUUUUUUAGGCCAACAUCUGUUCUGUUAAUUUACAUUUACGAAGUGAUAAUUGCUCAAUUAUGAACAUCUUUGUAAUUGAUUAGAAUCGUGCUAUGGUGUGUUUGUGAAACAGGAGACGAAAUGUUCCAAUUAUGAGUGGUAACAUGUUUUCCAUGGCUAUUGUGGCAUAUCAAAAACCUCGAAUUGCUUGAUAAAUGUAAAUACUGUAUAUUUAGUCCUCAUUCCAAGGUUUAAACUUUCACUGAAGUGUCCCUACCAACAUUUGCAUAUUGAAUGAUAGGCCCACAACACAGUAUCGACCCUAACAAGAGACACAACGGUUGAGGCACAUGUCAGAGUGUAAAUGCACGAUUUAAGUGGAUCCACCGAAGCACUAAUGUAACACUAGUGAAAAGUAAUGAAUGAACAUACAAAUGUUGAAGUGUGUUGAAGAUAUCAAGGUGAAUGAAAUAAAGUAGGUAUAACUGUGGCCUACUUUGCACUCAGUUCUCAAUGAAUGACUUAGUGUUGGGUCUUUUAGGUCAUCUCCUUGUAGGCUUACUGAACAUGGUAGAUAGUGGGAAAAUGACUGCCUUCUCAUGAAUUGAAGCGCAUGACGGGGGCUGUCCUUCACACCGACACUUGGGCAACCACGACUCUAUCUCUGCCCCUCUCUCGCCCUCUCUCUCUCCAACGUAAGCUUUAACUUGCGGCUCGCAGUGUUAUAAGUGGUGUGCGCGCCUCUUGGGUAGGAGAGAGAGAGAGAGAGAGAGAGAGAGAGAGAGAGAGAGAGGCAGAAAGCAGGACCGGGAGCUGCUCUUAAUAAUGAGACGCUUGAUUUGAUUUGCGACCAGUCGGAGAUCCAUCGUACGUCUGAUGUGGAAAACGUUGUCAAAGCUUUUGAAUUGAUCUUUAAAGUAUAUCCAGACAACACAAUAUUACAAGGAAUAUCUUCUGUUGGGUUCACCUCUCGACAAGAACGUGAAAGUCCGCGCAGUCAGUUUUUCCUAGAAGGCGUUUAAGUUGUUCUCCAUCCACUCUAUUGGGCAACAGAGUCCCAUCAAGAUAAGCCUGAUAUUCCCUGGAUAUAGGCUACGCAUACGACGAUCACAGAGUUGACAUUUUUCAGAACAAACUAAUACCUACUAGGUUUUGAGAUGGGCAUGCAAGGCAUGGUUGAGCACUUCAUUCGGUUGUCUCCAAGGAAUAUCCUACUGGUGGCACUGACUCUCCUAGCUGCUUAUCACCUGUGGCUUUUGAUGCAGAAAUGGCUCAAUACCGGGAAUCUGCCGGGACCUUUCCCGUGGCCAAUUAUCGGUAAUGCGCCCCAGCUGGGCAGCACCCCUCACCUGUUCUUCACCCGCAUGGCGCAGAAAUACGGUAAUAUUUUCCAAAUUAAGCUCGGAAGCCGCACCGUUGUGGUACUCAACGGCGACACGAUCAAGGAAGCUCUCGUAAAGAAGGGGGUAGACUUCGCGGGAAGACCUGACUUCACAUCCUUCAAGUUUGUUUCCAACGGCAAGAGCAUGGCUUUUGGAGAUUAUAACAAAUGGUGGAGGGUGCACAGACGAGUGGCGCAUUCUACAGUGCGCGCUUUCUCCGCAGGGAAAAUAGAAACUAAGAAGGCAUUUGAAAACCACGCCAUUAGCGAAAUAGAAGAAUUGCUCAGGGUUUUUCUGAAGAAAACCGCGGAGGAGGGUUAUUUUGUGCCACAUCAAUAUCUAGUAAUAUCUACGGCGAACAUCAUGAGUGCAGUUUGCUUUGGCGGCAGGUAUACAUAUGAUGACAAAGAGUUUCAACAGGUGGUGGGACGCAAUGACAAGUUUACUAGGACUGUCGGGGCUGGGAGCAUGGUGGACGUGAUGCCCUGGCUACAGUACUUUCCUAAUCCAAUAAAAACUCUUUUUGAACAAUUCAGAGAACUGAAUUCAGAAUUUCAUGACUUCAUCAUGGGGAAAGUUAUAGAGCAUCGUAAAACUAUAGAGCCUGGCAUCAUCCGUGACAUGACCGAUGCUUGCAUUCAGGCACUGGACAAGGGCAUCAGCGGCUCCGUUGGGGUAGAACUGGGCAAAGAUUAUGUGUCGCCAACUAUUUCUGAUAUCUUCGGGGCAAGCCAAGACACGCUUUCUACUUCAUUACAAUGGAUUACUUUAAUACUCAUGAGGUAUCCAGAGAUACAGAAGCGCUUGCAAGAUGAAGUGGCCCAGGUGGUCCAUCGCACACAGUUGCCCACCAUUGAGGAUCAGGCCCGACUGCCCUAUGUGAUGGCCUUCAUCUAUGAGGUAAUGCGCUUCACCAGUUUCAUCCCCCUCACCAUCCCUCACAGCACCACGUCAGAUACAUCCCUAAAUGGCUACCAUAUCCCCAAGAACACGGUCGUCUUCGUCAACCAGUGGUCCAGCAACCAUGACCCGGACAAGUGGACACAACCUGAGGUUUUUGACCCCCUGCGCUUCCUGGACAAGAAUGGCGCUCUGGACAAGGACCGGACGAGCAGUGUCCUUAUCUUCUCUGUGGGCAAGCGACGCUGCAUCGGCGAGGACCUGUCCAGGAUGCAUCUCUUCCUGUUCACAGCUGCGAUGGUACACCAGUGCGAGUUCAAACCCGACCCAAGUUGCCCCUUAACGAUGGACUGUGAUUACGGCUUGAGUUUGAAGCCCCGCUUGUACCGAAUGGCCGUCUCUCUUCGGGACAACCUGGACCUACUGAACAGCGUGGGACUUCCGCAGGCCGACCAACCCGCAGAAAACAACUGAACAAAAAGUAAAACACAUUUUAUGUAAAAUAAAUGAAGGAUGUUUACAACAGGCUGACAAGGAACACAUGCAAAUGUGGGAACAUAUGGCCCAGGCCUAUUUUUAAUAAAAUGAGCACAAAUGGAUAGACAUUAAGACACUUUUCUAUAUAUUUCAAUAUCCAUAACAGCGCCAUAUCAAUGAAGGACUGUAGAAAUAGAAAUCACCUCAAUGGAUGUUUCAAAAAACUGUCAACUACUAGCAAAAGCAUAUUUUCUAGUGUCAAGAGGACAUGGAUGAGACAUCUAGACAAUGUGGGGUUCAAGGAGAUCACACUUGACUUGUCCUAAACUCUUGUGAAGACAUUUUCAGGGUUUUGAUUUGGUUAAUGAUCAACUCACUAUUCCAUGCUGUCAGUCGGCUGUUACACUUCAAGACCAACACAUUUUAAAUGGAAAAAGAAUGUAUAGGAUGUACUGUAAUGUAUAGUAUAUACUGUAUUGUUAAAGCAACUGACUGGUUUCUAUUCAAAUGACUACACUCAUUUAGAUAAUUCUCCAUGCAUAUCUUCAGCCUUAAUUGAUUUGUUUAGUUAGGCACAAACAUUUAACAUGUAUAAUAUACCACAUUAUAGAUGUACUAUAUUAUGGAUAGUAUAUAAUGUCAAUGUGCUUUUGAGGGUGUAAGGCAAGCAACCAUCUUUUUUUCCUCUUCUCCCAAUCACCAGUGCUCAUCUAGGGAAACGUAUAGAUAGACUGUCUCAGGGUUUAAUAAAUAUGUAUAUUCAGAAUUGAAUGGUUGUAGACCUACAUUCUGCCAUAGCAGUAUAGAAUUGUAAUAGGCAAAUGAUCUAUGUUAGAUCUGUAUGUUUUCUAUAUUUAACACAGAUCAAUCAUGGAAAUAUUCCUGGAUCAUAUAAAAUUAUAUAUAUAUAUAUAUAUAUAUAUAUAUAUAUAUAUAUAUAUAUAUAUAUAUAUAUAUAUAUAUAUAUAUAUAUAUAUAUAUAUUAUACUGUGUUUGUAACUAAACAUAAUUUGUACUAUAAGCUUGACCAACCAUAUCGCUGCUCUUUUCUGUUCUGCACUGUACAGUACGAUUCAAACUGAUUAUUCCUCAAUUAUCUCACAUUUUCUCUUGUCUUCUAAAAAUGAUGAGGUUGACAACACCAGAAUUCCUGCUAAUACUUACACUGUAAUAUUUAAUAUAUGUAUGUAUAUAUAUAUAUAUAUAUGUAUGUGUAUAUUUUUUUUGCAAUGACAUAAAACAUAUAAUAAAUUUGCAGCUAAACAUGA
Molecule: messenger RNA, 5697 nt
Organism: Alosa alosa (allis shad)
Lineage: Eukaryota; Metazoa; Chordata; Actinopteri; Clupeiformes; Clupeidae
Gene: cyp1b1
Product: cytochrome P450 1B1
Exons: 3
Coding region: 2828-4426 (532 amino acids)
Biological process (GO): progesterone metabolic process; hormone biosynthetic process
Molecular function (GO): iron ion binding; steroid 17-alpha-monooxygenase activity; heme binding
Source: RefSeq, a predicted model, not a curated record